Molecule: messenger RNA, 1131 nt
Organism: Aspergillus ruber CBS 135680
Lineage: Eukaryota; Fungi; Ascomycota; Eurotiomycetes; Eurotiales; Aspergillaceae
Exons: 3
Coding region: 1-1131 (376 amino acids)
Source: RefSeq, a predicted model, not a curated record
AUGGACACCCACACCCGUCCCCGAGACUACAGUCACCGAGACCGAGACCGAGACACUCACUCGAAAUCGCGCUCCCGCUCUCGCUCCCCAGACCGAAGCCACCGUCACCACCGCCGCCAUAGACACGAUCGUCACCAUCGUGAUCGCCAUCAUCGCAACGCUCGCGAUGACCGGAAGCAUAACCACGACCGUCGCGAACAUCGCGGCCACCGUCCAGCGACAACAACAACCAAGCCAUCAAGCGAACCGAUACUCCUCCCCUUUAACGCCCGCGAACUCUCAAGACAUGACCUCUCCGCCUACGAGCCCAUGUUCGCAAUGUAUUUGGAUAUCCAGAAGGGAAAAUGGAUAGACGAUAUGGAUGAAGAGGAAGUUAAGGGGCGCUGGAAAAGUUUUGUGCGGAAAUGGAACCGUGGAGAACUUGCCCGAGGAUGGUACGAUCCGAGUACCCUGGACAAAGCCCAUGAAGGCACAGCAGAAAGCCAUCGUCCUACGGCAUCUUCUGCUGAGAAACGUGCAUCUCUUGAUUACGAAGGGGCUGGUACUGGAAAGGAUAGGAUGGGUGAUGUUGAUAGUAACGAGGAUGAUGAGGAAGACUACGGCCCGAAUCUCCCUUCAGGACUACAAAUUACCAAACCGUUAUCCGGUCCAGCAAUUCCUACCAUGCAAGAUUUGGACUUCCGGAAAGAAUCCGCAACUGAAGACGCCAUCGAAGCCCGACACGACGCCCGAAAACAACACCGCGCCGAAGUAAACUUGCAUAAAUCCGAGAUGCGCCUGGUAGAAGACGAAGUCGCCCCAAGAGCCGAACCAGGAACGCAUGAACGUCGGAUGGAAAAACGCCAAGAAGCAUCUGCUUCGAAUCGUGCGUUUGCUGAUUCCCGUCGGGGUGGUUCACCUGGUGUGGCAGCUCCUGAGGAGAUGCUGAUGGGCUCUGGUGAAAACGAUUUGGCGGAAAUGAAAAAGGAGCAGGAGAAAAUGCAGCGGAAGAAAAAUGAUCGCGAAAUUAGGAGGGAAGAGAUUAUGCGGGCGCGCGCCGCAGAGCGAGAAGAAAGAGUCCAGCAGUAUCGACAAAAGGAGGAAGAAACCAUCGGCUGGCUCAAAACCCUGGCAAAACAGAGGUUCGGUUGA